Closterium sp. Naga37s-1 is the source of this 1122-nucleotide messenger RNA. The record is from the annotation of a GenBank genome assembly. Lineage: Eukaryota; Viridiplantae; Streptophyta; Zygnematophyceae; Desmidiales; Closteriaceae.
AUGCAAGGAAGUGGCACCCAUAGAAGGCAGCGCCGUCUCCUGUUCGGUGGAACACCACAGCCUGCUGACCCUCCCCCCUGCCUCGCUGCCUGCCUCCCUGCCGCGCUCUCAAAGCCCACGCCCACCGCUGCAACGCCAGACGCGUCUACCGCUGAGAGAGGAGAGGGGAGGGAGAAAAGAACAGUGAGAGGAGAGGUGGAGAGAGGGGAGGCGGGGAACACGCACCUGCACGUGCGGCAGUCCCCAGCGCCGUCCCAAGCCACAGCCACCGUCGGCGUGAUGCGCGGGGCGUUGCCGCCAGGAGCGGCAGGGAUGCUGCGGGGGCACGGGUUGAAUUUUGAGUCGACUCAAAAGUCAGCGGCAGGGGUGCGGGGGCACCGGUUGCUGAAGCGACAGGAGCGGUACCAUCUGCUGCACGGGGAGAGGCUGUCCGAGGGUCGGGGGUUUGUGCCACCACUAAGGGGUCGCAGGCUGCUGCAGCCAUGGCUGCCCCCACCUGCCGCCCGCUGCAGCGCCGCCAUCACUGCCCGCCUUGAUCGCCCUGCUGCCCCCUGCCACCUGCACCCCACGCUCUCGCAUGACCAUUUCGCCGCCACUGAGACCGCCACUGCCGCUCCGCGCCUUGACCGCCCGCGUAUUGACUUCCCGCGCGCACAUCCGCAACCUUCCCGCCCGCUUCGCUUCUACCUUCCGCAGCGUGCGCGCCGUUCCCGACAGCCCGUCCGCGUCGACAGCCGCGAGGUCGUCGUGGCGGCGGACAUGACGCGGGAGGCGCGGAAGCCGCUGACGUGGAGAGUUGCUGCGCGGGGAGCGGAUGGGGGGACGACGAAGCGGCGACUGGCGGCGGGUAGAGGAGGCGAGCUCGUUACUACGAAACAACACAUGAUGUGUCGUGACGGGCGGAUUCUAUUCCACGAACCAAUUACGACACGCAUCGUUUCUCCCGCCGUCGGCCCCCGCGGAGCAUCAUGCCGUCUCGCAACGGGCGGCGUCGCACGCCCAUCCGCCGGCGAGACGAUCGCGACUCGUUUAGAGACCUCAUGGUUCAAGUGGGGAAAAAAUUGCCUCGUGUUUCUUCAGAGUGAGCUGGAGUUGUCAUGGGCAGUUGGGGGAUUGCAAUAA